Messenger RNA from Maylandia zebra (zebra mbuna), 5144 nucleotides. RefSeq names its product solute carrier family 4 member 5b (gene slc4a5b). Gene Ontology annotation, cellular component: plasma membrane. Gene Ontology annotation, molecular function: sodium:bicarbonate symporter activity; monoatomic anion transmembrane transporter activity; solute:inorganic anion antiporter activity. Gene Ontology annotation, biological process: bicarbonate transport; monoatomic anion transport; transmembrane transport. The record is from RefSeq and is a predicted model, not a curated record. NCBI's taxonomy places the organism in Eukaryota, Metazoa, Chordata, Actinopteri, Cichliformes, Cichlidae.
UUUUCCUUGACAGGCUCUAUAGAGAAUAGGACUGAAAAAUUUUGGCAUCUUGUAGUUUGUUACUCUUCCUUACAAAAGGCAAUAUAAAUUUCUCUUCACGGGCAAUCUCAGAUUCAGCUUCUGUCACAUCAGGAUGGAUCACCAUGAAUGGCAACAGGGAAGAAGUAGGGGUCAUAGGCACUAUGAUGAUGAUGAUGAGGCCCAGCCAUUCUACAUCGGUGUUCCAGUUUCCCACCGGCGGAAAAGACGCAGACAUCACUCCUAUGCCAGCGAUGCCAACCGUGAUUCACGACAUACACACUAUGAUCACCAUAACCAGCGAGAACACUCACAUCGCGGAUAUUAUAACAAAGACGAGCACUAUAAUAAUGAAGAGGAUGGCGAAGAGUGUCGUGAGCGUGCCGAUCCUACAGUGUCCCCUGCUGCUGAAAGGCUGCGCCACAUACUGGGAGAGGAUGAUAGCACUCCAACACCAACAAUAUUCACUGAGAUGGAUACAUUACAGCAGGAGGGUGGUGAAUUAGAGUGGAAAGAGUCUGCAAGAUGGGUGAAGUUUGAGGAGAAGGUGGAGGAGGGAGGAGAAAGAUGGAGCAAGCCUCAUGUUUCCACACUCACCCUCCAUAGUCUGUUUGAGCUGAGAACCUGCCUGCAGACAGGAAGUAUUCUGCUCGACCUAGAAGGCUACUCACUGCCACAGAUCGUGGAGGAGAUUGUGGAACAACAGAUAACUGAUGGUCUCAUUCCUCCUGAUCUUAAGGAGAAGAUUAUAUUUGUGUUGCUCAGGAAGCAUCGUCAUCAGACCAAGAAGCCAAUCCACCGCUCUCUGGCAGACAUGGGAAAAUCAUCCAAUACUGCGUCUAGCCGUAGUCCUCAGGUUAAUCUGAGUCGUAGCACUAGUUCAGCUUCUGGGAUCCACCACUCCACAGAAGACCUACGUUCUCGGCAGUCAAGCAGCCUUGGCCGCCUGCAUCAUGCUCAGAGUAGAAGCAUGAAUGAUAUUUCAGACACACCAAGCACUGAUCAGCUUAAGAAUAAGUUCAUGAAGAAGAUACCUCGUGAUGCUGAAGCAUCCAAUGUCCUGAUUGGUGAAGUUGAUUUUCUGGAUAAACCCUUUGUCUCCUUUGUACGCUUGGCUCAAGCUACAACUCUGGGGGGGCUUACUGAAGUUCCUGUACCAACCAGAUUUCUCUUCAUUCUUCUGGGUCCUCAUGGCAAAACCAAAUCCUACAACGAGAUUGGCAGAGCUAUUGCUACACUCAUGGUGGAUGAUUUGUUUAGCGAUGUUGCCUAUAAGGCAAGGGACCGUGAAGACUUGAUUGCAGGUGUUGAUGAGUUUCUGGAUGAAGUGAUUGUCCUUCCUCCAGGAGAAUGGGACCCCAAGAUCCGUAUUGAACCACCCAAAAAGGUUCCAUCUGCAGAAACGAGAAAGUCAGUGCUGAACUUGAAUGAGCUGGGUCAGGUGAAUGGUUUAGCUGGCGGAGCAGCUGGAGGUGAAGAUGAGGAGCUUCCAGCCCCACAUGAGUUGGGAGAGGAGCUGAAAUUCACUGGGAGGAUUGGUGGUGGAUUAUGGCUGGAUAUCAAAAGGAAGAUCCCAUGGUAUUGCAGUGAUAUUUAUGAUGGUUUCCAUAUCCAGUCCAUCUCUGCUGUGCUAUUCAUCUACCUAGGCUGCAUUACCAAUGCUAUCACCUUUGGAGGACUACUAGGGGAUGCUACUGACAAUUACCAGGGAGUGAUGGAGAGUUUUCUUGGCACUGCUUUAGCAGGAAGUGUCUUUUGCUUGUUUGGAGGACAGCCUCUCAUCAUUUUGAGUUCAACUGGGCCCAUUCUCAUCUUUGAAAAACUGCUUUAUGAGUUCAGCAAAAACAAUGAUGUGGACUAUAUGGAGCUUCGUCUGUGGAUUGGCCUUCACUCGUGUCUGCAGUGUUUUUUACUGGUUUUUUCAGAUGCUAGCUACAUCAUCAAAUAUAUGACCCGAUUCACAGAGGAGGGUUUCUCCAGCCUCAUUUCUUUUAUAUUCAUUUCUGAUGCAAUCAAGAAGAUGGUCGGAGCCUUUAAAUAUUACCCAAUCAACCGUGGCUUCAAACCUGAUUACAUUGCAGCUUAUAAGUGUGAAUGCAUCGCUCCAGACCAGGCACCUGCACUGGGCUUGAAUGCUUCAGCUCCACUUGCAGAUGAUAAUAUGACUCUGCUGUUUAACUUAACAGAUCUGGACUGGAGUCAGCUGAGUAAGAAAGAAUGUGUCAAGUAUGGUGGUAUGCUGGUGGGGAACUCCUGUAAGUAUGUUCCUGACCUGGCCCUCAUGUCCUUCAUCCUCUUCUUUGGCACCUACUCCAUGACAGUGUCUCUUAAGAAGUUCAAGUUUAGCCGCUACUUCCCAACAAAGCUGAGGAAGCUAAUCAGUGACUUUGCCAUCUUCAUGUCAAUCAUGUCCUUUGUGGGUCUCGAUAUGCUGAUGGGGUUAGACACACCCAAACUUAUCGUGCCAACAGAGUUCAAGCCUACACGUAGUGACCGCGGCUGGCUGGUGAUGCCCUUUGGUAAGAACCCCUGGUGGUGGUGUGUGGCCAGUUUCGUUCCUGCUCUUCUGGUCACCAUCCUCAUCUUCAUGGACCAGCAGAUUAGUGCUGUCAUUGUCAACCGCAAGGAAAACAAAUUAAAGAAAAGCUGUGGCUACCACUUGGACCUGUUCUGGGUAGGUGUGCUGAUGGCUGUGUGUUCUUUCAUGGGCAUGCCAUGGUAUGUAGCAGCCACUGUCAUCUCCAUUGCUCAUAUCGACUCACUGAAGAUGGAGAGUGAAUCUAGUGCCCCUGGAGAGCAACCACAGUUCCUUGGAGUCAGAGAGCAGAGGUUGACAGGCAUUUUGGUGUUUGUCCUAACAGGACUCUCAGUCUUUCUUGCCCCUAUACUUCAGUACAUCCCCAUGCCUGUCCUUUAUGGAGUCUUCCUCUACAUGGGAGUGGCUUCACUGAGUGGCAUCCAGUUCUGGGAGCGCAUCAAGCUGUAUCUAAUGCCGCCCAAACACCAGCCAGACUUCUCCUUCCUGCGUCAUGUCCCUAUGAGACGCGUCCACCUUUUCACCCUAGUCCAGAUUGUGUGUCUGGCUGUUCUCUGGAUCCUUAAGUCUACAUUUCUGGCCAUCAUCUUCCCAGUAAUGAUUCUCGGUCUCAUGGUUGUACGGAAGCUGCUGGAUUUGAUGUUCUCGCAACAUGAUUUGGCCUGGCUGGAUGAUAUCCUGCCAGACAAAGACAAGAAGAAGAAGGAAGAUGAGAAGAAGAAGAAGAAAGACAAGAAAGCACCAGAGCCUGAGAGUGAUGAGGAGUGUUGCUGAAAGGCACUUCAUUCCCUCUUACUACAGUCUUCCUGUCUGUCCAUCAUCUUUUCAGUACAUCUUUCACCUCUCCCACUUUGUUCCAACCUUUAGAAACAGCGUGUGUGCUUAUGUGUACCCUUUGUAUUUAUGCUUCAUCCAAGUCUUUGUCCAUACUAAAAGGGUUGCUUGACAGCUGUGUAGAAGCACAAGUGAUGCCCACUGAUGGCUUUAAAGGAUAAGCUUGGUGUUAUUGAUCAAAUUUUUAUUAGUAAUUAUAGCUUGGUCACUAUCAGCAGUAUUAACUUUGCCCAGUUCACUGAAACACUGACAUUCUUGUCUCAUAAGCCUCUGCUAUUCACGCGUGGGGGAGAUGUUUUCCUGAAUUGUGCAACACAGUUAAUAAACUACACUCUUCAGUUCAGUCAGAAACCCAGCACAGACCAAAGUGAUCAUCCAUGAAAAUAGACAUGAAAGGAAGUGGAGGAGCAGGAGUGGAUGUGGGUUGCAAAGCAGCUUGUUGCGGCUGAAGGAACUGAAAUGGCCCCAUCUGAGAUUUGAAAAUCUGUGGAAGGGUAUAUGCUCAACCAUCAGCUGAUGUGGGCUGGAGUUGAGAUCCAAUUAUGGCCGAGUUAGAAUACAAAUAGAAUAGAAAUAUCCUUUAUUGUCGCUCAUUGGGGAAAUUCAGGUGUUCAGCAGCAAAGUAACAGGCAGAUGGAGCAUGCAGAUUCAAAAAGAAUUUACAACAUGAAAACAUGAAUUUAAAAAAUGUAAUCUCUAGCGAUGAGAGCCGUUCCUUCUUCUGAAUGUUGGAACACUGUGCCUCUGUAAGUUCACCAUAUAUAUAUGCAUAUAUAUACAUAUACAUAUAUAUUUCUCAUCAGUGUGUCCUGGUUUUCCAACACCUAACACCUUGGCGCCUCUGCUGGAAUCUCCAACAAUUAACUUAUGGAAUCCAACCUUUCGAACUACUCAUCUUGCAGAGUGCUGGAGACUGACCCAGAUUGCCUCCAGGCAUCCCAAUUAAGUGCCCACUCCCCACCUCUCUCUCUCUCCCACUCUCUCUCUCUUAAUAUCUAGUCAACUAAGUGCAUGUUUACAUGAGAUUCACUGAUCUUCAACCCCACCUUAUUCCCUCUUUCUAUUUCUCUCUUUUAACAUGGAAAAUUUCAUUACAUUUGAACAUUCAGUCACAUGUGAAUAGGCUUCAGUUAAGAUUUCAUUAGCACAUUCACUUUAGCAUAGUCCCUUUUAAUUCAAAUAUGUUUCUCUUUAAAACUCUGUGUUUGUCAGUCACAGUUUACUCUAUAGAAUAAAUACAAUCCCCUUUCUCACUAAAUAGAACACUUUAUAAGUCAGGCAUUAAGAGUGUUGUGUCUUGUGUGUGCUCUCAUUUACUCACACACGGACUCACUCUCAUAUUUCUCAAGGCCAUUUCUAUACAGGCUUUCAGCUAAGCCCCAAGUUGCGCCUGUCUCUAAACUCAUUAUUUUCCUUUUUUUUUUUUUUUUUAACUUUCUAUUCCUAUUAAUCAUCUUUAGGCAAACUCAAUUGUCUUUAUAUUUACUGAUUGUGUUCUGAUCAUUAUUGUGCAUAAUUAACUAUCAGCAAAUUCACAUACGAAUCAUAAUUCUGUGUUUACCCCUCACAACAUUUAAAACUAUGUUCUUGAUGAAAAAUAUAAUGAUGGGUUGAUGACAUAGUGGUUAUCUUCUCAAACUCAAACUUGAAUAAAAAAGUUGAUAAUGGAUCAUGUCUACACACACAAAAUCUAGACACCAGAUUCAGUUCAGUAAUUAGACCUCUCUCUACUAAGAUACUGAUCACACUUAUUGCU